CUCAGUUGUACUUCAGCUCUUUGCCUACACACACACUCCAUAUGCAAACACAAUAUAUUUUACUCUAAAAAAUCUGGCUGCUUGUCAGGAGCACUGCCAUCAAAACAUUCCCAGUGAGUGGCCUCAUGAUUUUAGAGAGAGACUGGCCUCUGAACCAAGACCAUAAAGACCACAUUGCAGCAUUUUGGCCUCAUCCCCAGGGCUUCUAGGAAGUGACACUUUAACACUUUGCAUACAAACUGGUUGGACUCAAGAAAAAGUUAGUUAAAUAUGAGGAUAAGAACAUACCCAAGAGCGCACAUUCUGCAGAAGUUCCAUGCAAAUUGUCAGUCUCUUGCAGCCAACGGCAAUGCAGGAUAUGAAAGGGAAUUUGAGGAGCUGUGUGAUACUGCAAAGGAGUUAUCAUGCAGAGCUGGAGAGCUUGAUGUCAAUAAAGACAAAAACAGAUAUCCUUUCAUUUUACCCUAUGACCAUUGCAGAGUUAAGCUGUCCCUAUUAGAGUCACAGCCACACUCAGACUACAUCAAUGCCAGCUAUGUUCCUGGCGGCUAUACAGAUCAUGACUUCAUUUGUACCCAGGCUCCUUUGCCAUCAACCAUGGCUGAUUUCUGGCGGAUGAUCUGGGAGCAAAAUGUGCAGGAAAUUGUCAUGGUGACGGCACUAAAAGACAGCAGAGGCAAGGUGCUAUGUAAUCAGUACUGGCCUCCGGAGAGAGGCACUGGAUGCUAUGGGACCCUGCAAGUCACCACCAUUUCUCGUCAUCACGGUCCAGACUGCUACAUCACCGCCAUUCACCUACGACAGCACAACAGCCCCAAAGAUAGAUACAUAACGCAUUAUUACUACCCUGGCUGGCCCGAUCAGUGGGUUCCAAAGGACCACACCUCUCUCACCAACUUCACUGAGCAUGUACGGAGGAAGCUGGAUGAAACACCACGCCUAGGGCCCACAGUUGUUCACUGCAGUGCAGGCGUAGGUCGCUCUGGAACAUUUGUAGCAGUACUGUGGUUGAUGCAACUGUGUGCAAGGGGAAUACCGCCUGAUGUACGUCUCGCUGUCCGAGACCUGCGCAGACACAGAGUGUUGAUGGUGCAAAAUGUGGAGCAGUACAUACUUGUGCAUCAGUGUCUACUUGACUGGCUAAGUGGGAAUAUGGAGAGGCCAAGAACCCAGAAUGCUGUGGUGCGUUUCCAGAUCGAACAGCCACAAGCACACAGGCAAUCCAGAAGGGAUUGGAAAAACCGGCGGAGGAAUUCUGACAAUGCGCAACGCCCUGAAUCCAGUCAUUCGUCUAUUCAAGAGACACAAACACCUCAGCCUCAGCAAACAGCAUGGCAAUCCCUACGAGAAUCCCUGCAUGCUUUAAACCCUGGGAAGCUCCUGCAGAAGAUAAGGCCUCCGACUUCUCAACUCAACACAGACCCACAAAAAGACACACCACUGUAAGGCAGAUACACACAUGGAUAAACCAGUAGUGUACAAUAGCCAUGUGAAUUGCUGUAGCUUGUGUAGUGCAACCAAGAUAAGCAAUAGUAAAAGCAAAACUGCUCAACAUGUUCCAACUGAAACAAAAAACAUAACCAGAAAGAAGGAUAAAUAAAAAUAAGCUAAUGUAUGUAUAAUACAUUUUGGGUCAAUACCUUAAUUGUGGUACCAGAAUUCGCUCCAAUUACAGUUGCAUUUUUUUUUAAUACUUCAUCGUUUUUGCACAUUUGGUUUUGCCAAUAUUGUAUCAGAUUUAUGCCUGGACUGCUCCAUUCCAACAUUCAUUCAUUUUCAAGGUCAACCAACAAUGCAAACAUGUCAGUUGAGACAAAUAAGUGAUGGACGAUUCACCCUAACAUGCUGGUGCUAAAUAUAGCUUGUACUUAGUCAGUACAAAUAUCUGCAACUUGAGUGAAAAACAUGCACUAAUUACACAUUAACACUUGCAUAUAAUAAAUUAAUAUUUUCAAAAUGUUUAAAAUAACAGUAGCCAUUAAAAGAAUGUUUUUAUAUAUUUUAUAAGAACAUUUUCCAGCAUCAAGUGUAAAUAAGAUUGUUUUUCUAAGCUGUUUUUUUAUUGUUGGGGUAUUUUUUGUAUAAUUAUGUCUGAGAACUGUUACAGGCAAUAUGUAUAUGUGUAUGU
Messenger RNA from Silurus meridionalis, 2128 nucleotides. RefSeq names its product receptor-type tyrosine-protein phosphatase beta-like. Gene Ontology annotation, molecular function: protein tyrosine phosphatase activity. The record is from RefSeq and is a predicted model, not a curated record. The transcript is spliced from 11 exons. Lineage: Eukaryota; Metazoa; Chordata; Actinopteri; Siluriformes; Siluridae. The coding region runs from base 271 to 1446 and encodes 391 amino acids. Gene Ontology annotation, biological process: protein dephosphorylation.